AAAAAAAAAACAAUGCGAGAUCUGAUCGUUAGAUCUUACAUUAGGCCAAAACUUCCGAGUAUGCGUUGGACCGACGAUCUCGACAUCCGUUUUGUUCAAGUUGUUGAAUUCCUCGGUGGCGAAAGGAGUGCAACUCCUAAGAAAAUUUUGAGUCACAUGGGUGUGAGAGACCUCACAAUAUCACAUGUGAAAAGCCAUCUCCAGAUGUAUAGGAAAAAGAAGGAAGCAGAAUCUAUUAAAGCAAGGAGAAUGAUACAUGAAAUGAAGCGGAGGCAAUCUCAACAAUACCUUCAAAUCUAUGAACGUGCUACCCAAUUUAUCCAAAAUCAUCAAAGGCUACAGUUGGAUAAUACUGAGAAGAUAACAUCAUCUUUGGGAUCGAGUAACAAGUCUCUCUAUCAAUCUUCAAGAGUGGGAUUCAAUGAAAACAGAGACAAUGAUGUCGUUGUCGCUGGUGGUGGUGUAAUUGGUGAAGAAGGAUUGUCCCUUGAACUCACUCUUGGUCACAAGUACUAAGAGGACUUUGGUUUCUAUCUUUUUUUUUUUAUGCUUGCUCUCUAUAUUAUGUACUGCUUAUCCUAUAUGGAUAAUGUGAUAAGAAAAAUAAAAAUCGAACAAUAUAUUAUGGUAUUCCGUUUAUAAUAUGUUAUUAUGUGAAUUUUCAUCCAUUAUAUUGG
Messenger RNA from Arabidopsis lyrata subsp. lyrata, 677 nucleotides. Its product is annotated as putative Myb family transcription factor At1g14600. The record is from RefSeq and is a predicted model, not a curated record. Gene Ontology annotation, molecular function: DNA binding; DNA-binding transcription factor activity. Bases 13 to 516 code for a protein of 167 amino acids. The transcript has 6 exons. Lineage: Eukaryota; Viridiplantae; Streptophyta; Magnoliopsida; Brassicales; Brassicaceae.